This is a messenger RNA of Silurus meridionalis, 2670 nucleotides long. RefSeq names its product heparan sulfate 6-O-sulfotransferase 2 (gene hs6st2). Gene Ontology annotation, molecular function: heparan sulfate 6-sulfotransferase activity. Gene Ontology annotation, cellular component: membrane. Lineage: Eukaryota; Metazoa; Chordata; Actinopteri; Siluriformes; Siluridae. The record is from RefSeq and is a predicted model, not a curated record. The transcript is spliced from 2 exons. The coding region runs from base 700 to 2076 and encodes 458 amino acids.
AUUAUCUAGUAUAGUCUGUUAUUUGCUAUUAAUAUUACAUUUUACGUACAUUUAUAAAGGAAGUAUUUUGUACUAGUUCUUUUUACUAGAUUUUUGCAGGGCUUUUGUCAUUUUAUUCAACUACUGGAAUUGUGUGCUUUUUCGAUAAUAAUAACACCAACCUGUAGAGGGCGGUAUGAUACACUUUUAUUUUGGAGAUCUAGAAGCGACAAACACAGACGCAAGUUCUGCUGGGAAAAAAAGGGGGUCAGAGUCGAAUUGUGUGAAUCCGCGAUUGAGUCUGCGACGCUUCGGGAUCUUAUUUACAGCUUUAUGGUGAGAUAUUAGAAACGGGAAGGUGAAUUUCUAACCCCGGGUGUGUGGUAAAGCUGCGAGUUUGCGAUCAGGGAGGAAUUUGUGGUCGGUUUGGUGCAGGAAAGCAGUGGAACCAGUCUCGGUUUGUUUGUUUGUUGGGCAUCAAAGCGUCCUGAGCAGAGCGAUGAGAAGCGAGGCAUAGAGUAAGGUGUAACUGAGGCAGGGCAGUGAGUAAGGCAGAGUAGUAAAUAAGGGGUAACUGAGGCAGGGCAGUAAGUGAGGCAGAGUAGUAAAUAAGGGGUACACGAGGCAGGGCAGUGAGUAAAGGGUAAGAGAAGCAGGGCAGUAAGGGGGUAAGCGAGCCUGAGUCUCAGUGAGUAAUGCUUCCCAUCUUUCAACGAGAAGAUGGAUGAAAAGUCCAGCUACAGUCGCGUCCUGAUCGGGCUGCUCAUGCUCGUGCUGUUCGCCGUGAUCGUGCUGCAGUAUGUGUGCCCAGGCUCCGAGUGCCAGCUGCUCCACUUGGGCUCGCUCUCCGAGCUGCGCGGCGGCGGCGACGGGCGUGAUGGCGAUCCGUACGUCGCGGAGGACGGCGCUCUGGCGCGCUUCGUGCCGCGCUUCAAUUUCACGCAGCAAGACCUGGACCGCGUCGUCGACUUCAACAUCAAGGGCGACGACGUGAUCGUGUUCCUGCACAUCCAGAAGACCGGCGGCACCACGUUCGGCCGCCACCUGGUCCGCAAUAUUCAGCUCGAGCGCCCGUGCGAGUGUCACGUCGGCCAGAAGAAGUGCACGUGCUACCGGCCCGGGAAGAAGGAAACGUGGCUCUUCUCGCGCUUUUCCACCGGCUGGAGCUGCGGACUGCACGCCGACUGGACCGAACUGACCAACUGCGUCCCGGCCAAGAUGAACAGCAGAGAGACUCUCCAACCGCGCAAAAGCCUACGGAACUAUUACUACAUCACAAUCCUGCGGGAUCCGGUGUCACGUUACCUGAGCGAGUGGCGACAUGUGCAGCGCGGGGCCACAUGGAAAGCCUCUCUGCACGUGUGUGACGGCCGGGCACCUACCUUGGCAGAGCUGCCCAGCUGCUAUACGGGUGAUGACUGGUCAGGUUGCUCCCUCACUGAGUUCAUGGCUUGCCCCUACAACUUGGCCAACAAUCGUCAGACUCGCAUGCUGGCUGAUCUGAGCCUCGUGGGCUGCUACAAUGCAUCAGUCAUGAGCGAUCAGCAGCGCGGCGCUGUGUUACUAGAAAGCGCCAAGCGCAACCUCAGACGCAUGGCGUUUUUUGGCCUGACUGAGUACCAACGCAAGACACAGUACUUGUUUGAGCGUACCUUUCGCCUGGCUUUCAUUGCACCCUUCACCCAGCUGAAUGGCACACGAGCUGCCAGCGUCGACGUGGCAACCGAGAUACAGCAGCGUAUCCGCGAACUCAAUGCCUGGGACGUAGAGCUGUACGAGUACGCACGUGACCUCUUCCUGCAGCGCUUCCAGUAUGCACGGCAGAAGGAGAGACGCCAGGCUCGCCAGAGACGCCAGCAGGAGAGGCGUAGGUUGCGUUCCAAGGUGCCACACUGGACAGGGGGUAGGGGUACUAAGCCCACUAAAACCCCACCACAAACGAGGCAAUACCUAGCCACCAGGCUUGCUGAGCCAAAACAGGAUGAGACGGGGAAAACGCUGGAAGAGGACGUAGAAGUGGAAUCAGAUCCGUGGUGGGAGGACGAUGACGAGAAUGAAACGAUUGAGGACUAUUUGGAUAACGUGGAGCAAUGGUGAAGAUCAAGUGGCAUUUAGGUCAAAAUGGGGGGGACAGCAGUCCUUCCUAGAUUCUCCACUAGGUUGCCAUGAAAUGCAUUUUCUACUCAUUCAAACUCAAAAAAACACUAUUUUGUGUUCUAGAUGAACAUCUUAAACAUUGGAAAAGUGCAUUUAUCUGUGUCUAAAGACGCAAGUAGUAACUGAGUGAAUUUUGCUGGUGUCUGCCUUUUUUUUUUUCUUUUAAAAUGCCAUACGAAAUCAAUGCGCACUGCAAUCCUCUCAAUGUACCAGUGUACCUUAAGGUCUUUAACUGAAUUUAUGUUGUAAAAAAAAAAUGCUAUUGAAUCAAAGGUUUUUUUCUUUGUUAUAUUUUUUCUAUUAUUUGAACUUUCACUACGACAUUUGAUUGUAGGUGGGGUGUGGUCUUUUUUUAGCAUUCUUACUGUACUGAUUAUGUAGCCUCUGGCUUCGAUAUAAAAUCUUGUAGCAAAUCAUAUUUGUAAUUCCUAACAUAAGCUAUGUUACAAAUUGUAUGAACAGAUAUAUUGUGUGAAUAUGAUGGUAAUCAAAUACAAUUUGUUGCUACUUAAAUAAAUUUUGAUAAUAAUUGUA